AACAUUGCUCAAUCGGUGUUUUCCAUCUGGCUAGAAGAGCAAUGGCAAACGUCUGACAACGGCACUCAUGGUGUCAUUUACUAUGGUGGUUACGAUCUCGUCCAUUGUCAUGCUAAUCGCAGUUUUGCGACGCUGUCGUCAGCUAGCUACUUCCAAUUCACUAUGGCAAAUGUAUAUGUAGAUGGCUUUGGAGUAGCCAAGAGAAUGCAGACAAUCAUCACCUCUACAUCUCCUUACAUCAAACUGCCGUCCUCAGCAUUCAUGUCGGUCCUGACCGCAUUGGGCUUGAAUAAUAAUGUCCCGCUCCCGGCAAAGGUAGACUGCAGCAAGAAACUGCAACUCGGGUUCGAUAUCGGUGACGGUGUGGCGCUGAUGGUGACCGAGCGGAACCUGAUCUUGACGAACAACGACGGUACCUGCACAUUAGCAGUGCUGCCAACAAAUUCCGAUAGUUUCGACCAGGGAAAGCACAUCGAACUGGGUAUUCCGUUCCUACGUGGACGCUGCACUUACUUCGAUACGGGCCUUCAACGAAUCGGAGUCGCUGACGCUAUACAGCAUUGA
This is a messenger RNA of Cooperia oncophora, 564 nucleotides long. The record is from the annotation of a GenBank genome assembly. NCBI's taxonomy places the organism in Eukaryota, Metazoa, Nematoda, Chromadorea, Rhabditida, Trichostrongylidae.